GACGGCGCGGCGUGCCUGGAUGAUGUUAUGCCCUGGCCUGGUGUCCAGCCUCCCUGGGUUCGGAAUUAGCCGCCUCCGCUCAGAUCCCUCCUCUUCAAACAGGGUGGUUUGAGCCUUUAGCGCAUGCUCCUAAUUUCCCAGUGGCCUACAAUGCCUUGCCUGACGCUUUCUCCCUCAACUCCGGCAAUAGCAACAGAAGUCACACAAGGGGCGUUGACGCCGCACCGUGCGAGAGCUGCCCAGGAGAAAAUUUGUCCCUCUGCGCGAUCCGGCACUCAGAGGUCGUUGCUAGGCACCGACGUCCGCUUCCUCACACCUGAUUGGUUCUCAGUCGAAGGUGAGGCGGGGUUUUGCCGUGGUGCGCAUGCGUGCAGCAAAGGAUGGAGGAGUCAGAACCAGAGCGCAAGCGGGCUCGCACCGACGAGGCGACUGCCGGAGGAGGUCGCUCCGAGGCGGAGGAUGAGGACGAUGAGGACUACGUGCCGUACGUGCCGCUGCGGCAGCGCCGGCAACUGCUGCUCCAGAAGCUGCUACAGCGAAGGCGCAAGGGGGCUGCAGAGGAGGAGCAGCAGGACAGCGGCAGUGAGCCCCGGGGAGAUGAGGACGACAUCCCGCUGGGCCCUCAGUCCAACGUCAGUCUCCUGGACCAGCAUCAGCACCUAAAAGAGAAGGCUGAAGCCCGCAAAGAGUCCGCCAAGGAGAAGCAGCUGAAAGAAGAAGAGAAAAUUCUGGAGAGUGUGGCCGAGGGCCGAGCCUUGAUGUCAGUGAAGGAGAUGGCCAAGGGAAUCACGUAUGAUGAUCCAAUCAAAACCAGUUGGAUGCCCCCCCGUUACGUCCUGAGCAUGUCUGAAGAGCGGCACGAGCGUGUGCGAAAAAAGUACCACAUCCUGGUGGAGGGAGAUGGUAUCCCACCACCCAUCAAGAGCUUCAAGGAGAUGAAAUUCCCUGCAGCUAUCCUGAGAGGUCUGAAAAAGAAAGGCAUCCACCACCCGACGCCCAUUCAGAUCCAGGGCAUCCCCACCAUUCUAUCUGGCCGGGACAUGAUCGGUAUCGCCUUCACCGGUUCCGGCAAGACUCUGGUGUUCACGCUGCCCGUCAUCAUGUUCUGCCUGGAACAAGAGAAGAGGUUACCUUUCUCCAAGCGAGAGGGACCAUAUGGACUCAUCAUCUGCCCUUCGCGGGAGCUGGCCCGGCAGACGCACGGCAUCCUGGAGUACUACUGCCGCCUGCUGCAGGAAGACAGCUCGCCCCUGCUGCGCUGCGCACUCUGCAUUGGGGGCAUGUCUGUCAAAGAGCAAAUGGAGACCAUCCGACAUGGGGUGCACAUGAUGGUGGCCACCCCUGGGCGCCUCAUGGAUUUGCUACAGAAGAAGAUGGUCAGUCUAGAUAUCUGUCGCUACCUGGCCCUGGACGAGGCUGACCGCAUGAUUGACAUGGGCUUUGAGGGUGACAUCCGGACCAUCUUCUCCUACUUCAAGGGCCAGCGGCAAACCCUGCUCUUCAGUGCUACCAUGCCCAAGAAGAUUCAGAAUUUUGCCAAGAGCGCCCUGGUGAAGCCUGUCACAAUCAACGUGGGCCGUGCCGGGGCUGCCAGUCUGGACGUCAUCCAGGAGGUGGAAUAUGUGAAGGAAGAGGCCAAGAUGGUGUACCUGCUCGAGUGCCUGCAGAAGACACCCCCACCAGUGCUCAUCUUCGCAGAGAAGAAGGCAGACGUGGAUGCCAUCCAUGAGUACCUGCUGCUCAAGGGGGUCGAGGCUGUGGCCAUCCAUGGGGGCAAAGACCAGGAGGAACGGACCAAGGCAAUUGAGGCAUUCCGAGAGGGCAAGAAGGAUGUCCUCGUGGCCACAGACGUAGCCUCCAAGGGCCUGGACUUCCCUGCCAUCCAGCACGUCAUCAAUUACGACAUGCCUGAGGAGAUUGAGAACUAUGUACACCGUAUCGGCCGCACUGGGCGCUCAGGAAACACGGGCAUUGCUACCACCUUCAUCAACAAGGCCUGCGAUGAGUCUGUGCUGAUGGACCUCAAAGCCCUGCUGCUGGAAGCCAAGCAGAAGGUGCCCCCUGUGCUGCAAGUGCUACACUGCGGGGACGAGUCCAUGCUGGACAUCGGAGGAGAGCGUGGCUGUGCCUUCUGCGGGGGUCUGGGCCAUCGCAUCACGGAUUGCCCCAAGCUGGAGGCUAUGCAGACCAAGCAGGUCAGCAACAUCGGCCGCAAGGACUACCUGGCCCACAGUUCCAUGGAUUUCUGAGCCGUCUGUCUGUCCUCACCAAGAGGCUCCAGUCCCUGGGGCUCCACCCACCCCUACGCAUAUACACACCCCAGUGCCCUGGACAAGAAGCCAGCGUCCUCAGCCCAGCUGGCCUGGGUUGGGCCAGGCCGGGCCUGACCGCCUGCUUCCUGUGCCCCCAGAAGCACUAUUUUUGUCCUCCUUCACCCCAGCUGCCAUUAAAGCACAGCCUCUCUGGUCUCACCCCA
Loxodonta africana (African savanna elephant) is the source of this 2476-nucleotide messenger RNA. It is a transcript of the gene DDX41, whose product is annotated as DEAD-box helicase 41. The transcript is spliced from 17 exons. The coding region runs from base 381 to 2249 and encodes 622 amino acids. Gene Ontology annotation, molecular function: RNA helicase activity; ATP binding; RNA binding. Gene Ontology annotation, cellular component: spliceosomal complex. Lineage: Eukaryota; Metazoa; Chordata; Mammalia; Proboscidea; Elephantidae. The record is from RefSeq and is a predicted model, not a curated record. Gene Ontology annotation, biological process: mRNA splicing, via spliceosome.